Cucumis sativus (cucumber) is the source of this 3445-nucleotide messenger RNA. RefSeq names its product receptor-like protein 56. The transcript has 7 exons. Bases 286 to 3315 code for a protein of 1009 amino acids. Gene Ontology annotation, molecular function: receptor serine/threonine kinase binding. NCBI's taxonomy places the organism in Eukaryota, Viridiplantae, Streptophyta, Magnoliopsida, Cucurbitales, Cucurbitaceae. The record is from RefSeq and is a predicted model, not a curated record.
CAUUAACACAAGCUCUGAGUUUGAGAGAAAAUUUCUAUAUAAACACUUAAAAAGUGAUGAAUUCAAAUGUACGGUAGUGAUGUUUUUUCACACUCAUUAGUUGAAGUUGUUUUGGAAAAGAAAAGAGAAGAGAUUUCACCCACGUGUAUGUUCAAGAUUAUUUUCAACUUAAGUGGCCUCUCCUAGCUCAUUCAUACCUUUCAACCACCUCCUUUCAAAUUGCUUUGAAUGUGAUGUAAAAUUUUUAGCAUAAGGCAAAAAACCUCAUCAUUUUGGUGGUGUCCAAUGGAGUCCAAGUUGAUGGUGAAACGCUUAUCACUAACACUAUUAUUAUUAUUAUUGAUUUUUGUGGGUGAGUUGCAGGUUUCUAAUGGAUGUAUUGAGGAAGAAAGAUUGAGUUUGUUGCAUAUGAAGUCCAUCUUUUUGUCCUAUGAUAUCCCUCACGUCUUCCAUAAGAGUCCAUUUCCUUCAUGGGUUGGAUCUAAUUGUUGCAAUUGGGAAAGAGUUAAAUGCGACACUUCUGGCAUCCAUGUGGUGGAACUCUCGCUCUAUGAGCUGUUUUCUGAUGAACAUUAUCGUGGUUUGGAUGAAAACUAUCAUUUGCUCAAUCUUUCUCUAUUUCAAAAUUUCAAAGAAUUGAAAACUCUUGACUUAACUUAUAAUGCAUUCAACGAAAUUACUGGAAACCAAGGAUUCAACAAAUUUCCAAAUUUCAACAAAUUAGAAAUUUUAAAUCUUUCUGGAAAUUAUUUUAGAAAUAAAAUCCUUUCAUCUUUGAGUGGAUUUACCUCGUUGAAGAAGUUGUUGCUUAAUAACAACGAGUUAAAUGAAUCUAUCACUUUACUUGGUUUUGAAAACUUGAGAGAGUUAGAUCUAAGUAUGAAUAGAUUGAAUGGGACACUUCAAAUGCAAGGGCUAGAUGGAUUAGAGAUUCUAAAUCUUGAAUAUAAUGGGUUCAAGAACACCAAUAUUUUUUCAUCGUUGAGAGGUCUUGUAUCAUUAAGGAUUUUGAAGCUUAAUAAUAAUGUUGACCUGGGAAGCACUUUUCCCACACAAGAUGUUGCAAAAUUGAAGAGCUUAGAAGUCUUGGAUCUUUCAUAUGAUAGUUUUUAUGAUGGAGUAAUACCCUUACAAGAUUUGAAGAACUUGAAAGUAUUGAAUCUAUCAUAUAAUCAGUUCAAUGGCUCGCUGCCAAUACAAGGAUUUUGCAAAUCAAAAAGUCUAAUUGAGUUGAAUAUUAGAAACAAUGAAAUUAGAGGUGAAUUUCCAGAAUGUAUUGGAAACUUCACUGGUCUUAAACUUCUUGAUAUCUCAUCUAAUCAAUUCAGUGGAAAAAUUCCAAACGCAACCAUUUCCAAACUCACAUCAAUUGAGUACCUAUCCCUUUAUGAAAAUGACUUUGAAGGUUCUUUCUCAUUCUCCUCCUUAGCUAACCACUCUAACCUUUGGUAUUUCAAGCUAUCAAGAAGAAAUAAUACUGGAAACAUUCAAGUGGAAACAGGAGUACAUGAAUGGCAUCCUACUUUUCAGUUGCAAAUUCUUUCACUGCGUAGUUGUAACCUCAAUAGCCAAACUGCAUCAAAAAUCCCAAGUUUUUUACUCACACAGCAUAAGUUGAAAUACCUUGAUCUUGCUCAUAACAACUUGGUUGGACCUUUUCCUAUUUGGUUGUUACAAAAUAACUCUGAAUUGAACUCUUUAGAUUUGAAGAACAACUCACUUUCAGGAACUUUUCAACUCUCCACUUCGAACCUCAAUUUAAGGUUUUUGGAAAUUUCAAGUAAUCUUUUUAAUGGUCAAUUGCCAACCCACUUGGGUCUCCUUCUACCAAAAGUUGAGUACUUCAAUAUUUCAAGAAAUAGUUUUGAAGGUAAUCUUCCUUCAUCUAUCAAACAAAUCCAUUCCCUACGUUGGUUGGAUGUAUCAAACAACAAAUUUUCUGGAAAUUUUCAGAUUUCUACGUUCUACAACAUGCCUUUAUUACAAUCUUUGGUUCUAGCAAACAACAAUUUCAGUGGAAGCAUUGAGGGUGAAUGGAAUCUCUCAUUUUUGACUGCAUUGGAUCUAUCCAAUAAUAUGUUCACAGGCAAAAUUCCUCGUAAAAACAUUGGUAGUUCAAAUCUUGAAUCUAUUCAAUUAUCAAGAAACCGUUUUGUAGGUGAACUUCCAAAAGAAAUUUGCUCCCCAUGGUUACUUACAAUCCUGGAUGUGUCUGAAAACCAACUAGUUGGUGAAGUACCUUCCACCUGUCUCACCUCUUCAACUUUGGUUUUCUUAUACCUGCAAAAGAACGGGUUCACAGGACUUGCAGCACAUGUAUUAUUGUCCAAACCCACAAACUUAAAAAUUAUUGAUCUAAGCUACAACAACUUUUCAGGACAUAUUCCUAAAUGGUUCAACAAAUUUACAAGCUUGCGGGUUCUUUUGCUGAAAGGGAAUGAGUUAGAAGGUCCGAUUCCAACACAAUUAUGUCAAAAUAGUGAAAUAAGUAUUAUGGAUCUAUCAAGCAAUAAACUCAAUGGAACAAUACCUUCAUGCUUCAAUAAUAUAACAUUUGGGAACAAAAAUUUUGGUUCGACUGAGGUCACUACUUAUCCCAUUGUUAUUAAUGAAGGUUUGGGCGAUAGUUGUGUUUGUGAAAACCACUAUAUUGGGAUGUGUUGCAACCCUGUAAGUAUACCUAUAAUACAAGUAAUUGUGAAUUUUACUACAAAACAAAGGUUGGAGAGUUACAAAGGGAAUAUUCUAAAUUAUAUGUCUGGACUUGAUUUAUCAAGCAACCAACUAACCGGUGACAUUCCACAACAAAUUGGAGACUUGAAACAUAUACGUGCCUUGAAUUUCUCUCACAAUAAGUUGGUAGGACAUGUACCAAAAGUAUUGUCCAAUCUUAAACAAUUAGAGAGCUUGGAUCUUUCCAAUAACUUUUUAAAUGGAAGUAUUCCUUCAGACCUAGCUACACUCAAUUUUCUUUCAACCUUCAAUGUGUCAUACAACAAUCUGUCGGGUAUGAUCCCAACAGCACCACACUUCACAUAUCCUGAGAGCAGUUUUUAUGGUAAUCCUUAUCUAUGUGGAUCAUAUAUUGAACACAAAUGUUCGAUCAGCCCUGUUUUACCUACAAACAACAAAUUCGUAAAGCUAGAAGAAGAUGGAGCAUUCUUUGACUUAGAAGCAUUCGGUUGGAGCUUUGCAGCCUCAUACAUCACACUAUUGUUGGGAUUUAUAGUGGUUCUAUACAUAAACACACAAUGGCGUCAAAGAUGGUUUUAUUUUGUUGAAGAUUGCUAUCAUUAUUUUUAUAAGUGUACUUAGAAUGUCCCCAUUCAAACUUGGGAACUUUUUCUUGGAUGUUGAUUACUGUAAUGGAGUUGUAGAUGUAUUCUUUUCUGCAACAAUGCAAUCACUUGUUUAUCUUCCCUCAAAUGACAAUUUGAUGCAAAAA